This is a messenger RNA of Haliaeetus leucocephalus (bald eagle), 402 nucleotides long. RefSeq names its product nanos homolog 3 (Drosophila) (gene NANOS3). Gene Ontology annotation, molecular function: mRNA binding; zinc ion binding. The record is from RefSeq and is a predicted model, not a curated record. The transcript has a single exon. NCBI's taxonomy places the organism in Eukaryota, Metazoa, Chordata, Aves, Accipitriformes, Accipitridae. Gene Ontology annotation, cellular component: perinuclear region of cytoplasm. Gene Ontology annotation, biological process: negative regulation of translation; oogenesis. The coding region runs from base 1 to 402 and encodes 133 amino acids.
AUGUGGAGGGACUACCUGGGGCUGGCCGCCGUGCUGGCCACGCUGCCACAAGAGCGCGAGGACGCCGGUGACGGCGAAGAGGCAGCGGCAUCGCCCAUCGCGCCGGAGGCGGCAUCGGCGUCCCCCGGCAAAUCCCUCUGCGCCUUCUGCAAGCACAAUGGGGAGGCGAAGCACGUCUACAGCGGGCACAACCUGCGAGACGCGGGGGGCCGGGUGCAGUGCCCCGUCCUGCGCAGCUACGUCUGCCCACAGUGCGGGGCCACGCAAGACCGGGCCCACACCAAACGCUUCUGCCCCCUCACCCGCCAUGGCUACACCUCGGUCUACAGCCACUCGGCGCGCAACUCCGCCGGCAAGCGGGUCACAGGUGGCCGUAGCGCGGCGGGCAGUGCCAAGAAGUAG